Molecule: messenger RNA, 471 nt
Organism: Peronospora matthiolae
Lineage: Eukaryota; Oomycota; Peronosporomycetes; Peronosporales; Peronosporaceae
Source: the annotation of a GenBank genome assembly
AUGAGUUGUAUAAGUUCCAAUCCGGUGGAUGAACACACGUUGGUUUCGGUGUUCGUGCAGGGUCUUGCGGAUGGUCCCGUCAAGACUCACCUGUUCCGACUUGAACUAGAUUCACUAGAACAAGCCAUUUCCAUUGCGGAACAGGAAGACUUCAGUCUGAGACAGGCUCGCGCCAGCUCGACAUCAUAUCGUCAACCGAGACGAUAUGACAACGGAGGUCCAGAGCCGAUGGAACUCUGUUAUGAAGAGAGCGAGAAGGCUCGCUCUACAGGCUACAAGAAGUUGCAGAGAUGCAACAGAUGUCAAAAGACAGGACACUACGCUUACGAGUGUAGUGCCCCUCGUCCAGUGUCUCGCGACACUGGGCGUAGUGACCGUCCACCCAUGAGAAAGGGGCAGGGACGAGGGUCCGCAGUUGGUGCAAAGACGCAACAACGGGAUGGACCGUCAAAAAACGGACAGGAUCAGUAG